Syngnathoides biaculeatus (alligator pipefish) is the source of this 2082-nucleotide messenger RNA. It is a transcript of the gene slc25a4, whose product is annotated as solute carrier family 25 member 4. NCBI's taxonomy places the organism in Eukaryota, Metazoa, Chordata, Actinopteri, Syngnathiformes, Syngnathidae. The record is from RefSeq and is a predicted model, not a curated record. Gene Ontology annotation, molecular function: ATP:ADP antiporter activity. Bases 204 to 1166 code for a protein of 320 amino acids. The transcript has 5 exons. Gene Ontology annotation, cellular component: mitochondrial inner membrane. Gene Ontology annotation, biological process: mitochondrial ADP transmembrane transport; mitochondrial ATP transmembrane transport.
CGGACACUGAAAUAAAACCCACUGGACAUUAUGCCUUUGCCUCAGACUCCUGCAUUUGGGUCCUCCCCUCGCACCGAUGGCUCGUGACAGAAUUGCACGAUUCUACUGAACAUGGAACGAGGCCACGUCAUCUCCCCACCCCCACCCGAAGCCCCCUCAGAUUCAAGAGCCACAGCUUCGUCUUCAUAAAAAGGAGGGGAACUAUGAGACCGGGGGACUUCCCAGUAAGCGUCUGCUGCGUACCCAGAGUUCCCCCGUUAGUAACGCAAGCGCAUUCAUCGCAAGGAGACUUUUCAGCACGGGGGAACGCUCAGACCGUCACACUGGAUGAAACCGUCAGAAGGAAUUGGAUGCCGCAGGGGAUUCAACAAUAUCAUGAGGUCCAGCACGCCAGUAAGCAGAUCACAGCUGACAUGCAGUACAAGGGCAUCAUCGACUGUGUGGUGCGAAUCCCGAAGGAGCAAGGCUUCCUGUCCUUCUGGAGGGGCAACCUGGCCAACGUCAUCCGGUACUUCCCCACCCAGGCCCUCAACUUCGCCUUCAAAGACAAGUACAAGAAGAUCUUCCUGGGCGGCGUGGACCAGAAGACGCAGUUCUGGCGCUACUUCGCCGGCAACCUGGCGUCGGGCGGCGCGGCGGGCGCCACCUCGCUGUGCUUCGUCUACCCCCUGGACUUCGCCAGGACGCGGCUGGCCGCCGACAUCGGCAAGGGCGCGGCCGAGAGGGAGUUCACCGGCCUGGGGAACUGUAUCACCAAGAUCUUUAAGACGGACGGCCUCAGGGGGCUCUACCAGGGUUUCAACGUGUCCGUGCAGGGGAUCAUCAUCUACAGGGCCGCGUACUUCGGCUGCUUCGACACAGCCAAAGGAAUGCUCCCUGAUCCCAAGAACACACACAUUGUGGUGAGCUGGAUGAUCGCUCAGACGGUGACGGCGGCGGCCGGCCUAGUGUCGUACCCCUUCGACACCGUCAGACGUCGCAUGAUGAUGCAGUCCGGUCGCAAAGGAGCGGACAUCAUGUACAGCGGCACAAUCGAUUGCUGGAGGAAGAUCCUCAAGGACGAAGGCGGCAAAGCCUUCUUCAAGGGCGCCUGGUCCAACGUGAUCAGAGGAAUGGGCGGAGCUUUCGUGCUGGUGCUGUACGACGAGAUCAAGAAGUACACAUAGGGCGGCGGUCGUCGCCGUGGAAACCCUCCAAGGAUGCUCGCUAGUCUUAAGUCUGCGCCAUCCCCAAAAAGACACUCCGCAGCCACAAAAUUAGGUACACCCGCAGAAUGCAGUACGUUCAAUGGGACUGGAUUACGCCGGUGUACCUAAUGAAGUGGCCAAAGUCGACUCGGCAGCAAUUGUCAGAAUAAACAUUUGCUGUUUCUCAACAUUUGUUGCCAUGGAAACCUGCUGUCAAAUGAAUGCAGCCCAACUUACAUUUCAAAAUAGAGGUAAUUUAAUGAACACUUAAUGUUAACUGCACAGGGCUAGUAUGUUACAAUAUUUUACAUUACAAUUAGUUUACUUUUUGAAAUAUGACUUAUUUAACCAAUACAUAAUUCUUAUUCAACAAUUUUCAACAAGACUUUUUAAAAUUUGAGAAUUAUUGGGAUCUUUAUUUGGUGUCAAGUUAUUUAACUGCUGCCAAAGGAUUCAAAGAGGGACUAAUUCCACAUGCAUUGAAAUUUUCAUUUGAACCAAAUAUUUUUGUUUAAUGACUUUUUAAUGGCAAUUUUGUCAUUAACCUGCUACAGAUUAAAAACAAAAUGGCCCUUUAUUAAUUUAAUAAACAAGAUACCGCUAUACAUUUUUACGUCACUAUUUUGCACUGAUUGCUGCAACUGAAUGUCGAAUUUUCACGAAAGCAUUUUUCACAUAUUUAGAUUUUGCGUUGAAAAAAAACCCCUUUACGUUCAAAAUAAAUUUACCGCUCUUUUCCUUUGAAUUUCCCCCCAAAAGAAAUCAUUCCUUAUUUAAAAGUAAAUUAAAAAGUAGAUAUCCUUAAUUUGUCUGUUAUUAUUUUUUUAUGAUUUAAUUUUAAAUUGGCACUCAUAGGAGUUUUUCCACACAAACACCAAAUUAAUGUAAACUGCAA